Molecule: messenger RNA, 2981 nt
Organism: Leguminivora glycinivorella
Lineage: Eukaryota; Metazoa; Arthropoda; Insecta; Lepidoptera; Tortricidae
Exons: 2
Coding region: 49-2763 (904 amino acids)
Source: RefSeq, a predicted model, not a curated record
AAAAAAUGUCUAGAGGUUCUGAAAAGGGAAGGAGUAAAUUUAACUAAUAUGUCUAGUAUAUUGAGUAGAGCAGGAGCUAAUUCAGAAAAAGCUUUUAAAGACUUAUAUGGCCUUUGGUUUAAUAUGGAAGGAAGAAAAACCCAAUAUUUAAAGAAUUUAGAAAAAGAAGGGACAAAUUUAGCUAAUAUAUCCAGUAUUUUAAGUAGAGCAGGGGCUAAUGCUCCUGAAGCUUUUAAAGACUUGUAUGACCUUUGGUUUGAUACAAAAGGAAAUAAAAAGCAAUAUUUAAAAACUUUAGAAAAAGAAGGAAUAAAUCUAUCUAAUAUAUCCAGUAUUUUGCAUGGAGCAGGAGCUAAAGCAGCAAAAGCUUUUAAAGAUUUAUAUGACUUUUGGUUUGAUACAGAAGAAAGGAAAAAACAAUGUUUAAAAACUUUAGAAGAAAACGGGAUAAGCCUACCUAACAUGUCAGGUAUUUUAAGUAGAGCAGGAGCUAAUGCAGCAAAAGCUUUUAAAGACUUAUAUGACCUUUGGUUUGAUGCAGAAGGAAACAAAAAACAAUAUUUAAAAACUCUAGAAAAAGAAGGAAUAAAUCUAUCUAAUGUAUCUAGUAUUUUAGGUGGGGCAGGAGCUAAUGCAGCAAAAGCUUUUAAAGGCUUAUAUGACCUUUGGUUUGAUGCUGAAGGAAAGAAAACACAAUAUUUAAAAACUGUAGAAAAAGAAGGAAUAAAUCUAUCUAAUAUAUCCGGUAUUUUAGGUAGAGCAGGAGCUAAUGCAGAAAAAGCUUUUAAAGACUUAUAUGAUCUUUGGUUUGAUGCAGAAGGAAACAAAAAACAAUAUUUAAGAACUCUAGAACAAGAAGGAAUAAAUAUAUCUAAUAUAUCCGGUAUUUUAAAUGGAGCAGGAGCUAAUGCAGCAAAAUCUUUUAAAGACUUAUAUGACCUUUGGUUUGAUGCAGAAGGAAACAAAAAACAAUAUUUAAAAACUCUAGAAAAAGAAGGAAUAAAUCUAUCUAAUGUAUCCUGUAUUUUAGGUAGAGCAGGAGCUAAUGCAGCAAAAGCUUUUAAAGACUUAUAUGGUCUUUGGUUUGAUGCAGAAGGAAACAAAAAACAAUAUUUAAAAACUCUAGAAAAAGAAGGAAUAAAUCUAUCAAAUAUAUCGGGUAUUUUAAAUGGCGCAGGAGUUAAUGCAGCCAAAGCUUUUAAAGACUUAUAUGACCUUUGGUUUGAUGUAGAAGGAAACAAAAAACUAUAUUUAAAAGCUUUAGAAAAAGAAGGAAUAAAUCUUUCUAAUGUAUCUAGUAUUUUAGGUGGGGCAGGGACGAAUGCAGCAAAGGCUUUUAAAGACUUAUAUGACCUUUGGUUUGAUGCAGAAGGAAAUAAAAAACAAUAUUUAAGAACUCUAGAACAAGAAGGAAUAAAUCUAUCAAAUAUAUCCAGUAUUUUAUGUGGAGCAGGAGCUAGUGCUACCAAAGCUUUUGAAGAUUUAUAUGACCUUUGGUUUGAUGCGGAAGGAAACAAAAAGCAAUAUUUAAAAACUCUAGAAAAAGAAGAAAUAAGUCUAUCUAAUAUAUCUAGUAUUUUACAUGGAGUAGGAACUAAUGCAGCAAAAACUUUUAAAGGCUUGUACGACUUUUGGUUUAAUGAGCAAGGAAAGAAAUCACAGCAUUUAAAAUACUUUGUUAAGAAAGAAGGUUUUACAAUGCAUAACUUAUCAAGUAUAUUAAGUGGGGUAGGAGUUAAUGCUCAAUAUGCUUUUGAAAGUUUGUAUAGUGCUUGUUUUAACGAUAAAGGGAAAAGAACAAAACUUUUAGAUCAUUUCUAUAAUGCAGGUUUUGAGCCUGGUAACUUAUCUUGUUUGUUAUGUGGAGCAGGAACUAGUGCUUCUUCUAUUUUAAAGAGAUUUCAUAGUGUUUGUUUUAAUGACGAAGGAGAAAGAACAGAUCUUUUAGAUGAUUUCUAUAAUGCCGGUUUUAGAUUUGGUGAUUUAUGUAGUAUAUUGAGUGGAGCAGCAGAUAGGUUAGAGCAAUUUCAUGAUUUCUGUUUUACAGAAGAAACAAAAAAGUAUUUAACUCACUUUUUAGAUGAUAAGGAAAGUUUCACGCUGAGUAACUUAUGUAAUAUAUUGCAUGGAUCUAGAGCUAAUAUUUGUUCUGCUUUAAAAGAUUUUCAUGAUAUUUGUUUUGAUGAGGCAGGAAACCACUCUCAGGUUUUAGCUGAUUUCUAUAAAGUAGGUUUUACACCAAGUGACUUAUCCAGUAUAUUAUCCUUCGCAGGAAAUAAUGCUACUUCUAUUUUAAGAAAUUUUCAUGAAGUUUGCUUUAGUAAAGAAAAUUAUUUAAACCAUUUCUUAGACGAGACAAAACUUUUUACACCGAAUGGUUUAUCUAAGGUAUUAUAUGGAGUAGGAACUAGGGUUUGUUCUGCCUUUAAAAAAUUGCAUGAUCUUUGUUUUGAUAAAGCAGGAAACAAAGUAAGUUAUUUAAACCAUCUUAUCGAAAAACACACGUCCCGCGAGAUAAUUAAUAUCUUACGUGAAAAGAUUAGAAAAGCUCCUUCUACUUUCUUAGAUGGACAGAAUGUUAAUGAAGAAGGCAAAGCAACCAAUGCAGGUUCUAAAACAAGUAACUCGUUCAAGAGAACAAGACAAGAGCAAAAUGUAGAUGGUCUAGAACAGAGUGAACCUAAAGCUAAGAGAAAAAAGAAGGAAGGAAAGAAAGAAAACGGUAUCACCAAUCGUAGCAAGAACAAGAUGAUAAAAUUGUAGUUUUGUCUCCAAAACAAAUACAGUCGGUAUGCCGUAACAAAAAGACACAAGACGCAUCUUCACACUUAUCAAUGUAUGUAUCUUUCAUUAAGUCAGUAGAGGGUUUUAUUUGAAGAGCGCGGCAUUAAGAAUUUAAGAUUGUUGUUAAAUGUGUAACAAUUACCUGUGACUUAUCUCAAGCUUUAUUUUUACAGAGUGACAAAUCGUUUAAAGUAAUU